This is a messenger RNA of Anastrepha ludens (Mexican fruit fly), 1029 nucleotides long. RefSeq lists its product as uncharacterized. Lineage: Eukaryota; Metazoa; Arthropoda; Insecta; Diptera; Tephritidae. The record is from RefSeq and is a predicted model, not a curated record. The transcript has 2 exons. Bases 1 to 1029 code for a protein of 342 amino acids.
AUGACCGACGGACGCUAUGUUGUGAGAUUGCCAUUCCGUCAAGGUGGUCAACCGUUAGGCGACUCUUACGUCAACGCUCGACGUCAGUUCUCGCGUUUGGAGCGACGUCUGGCUGCUGAUCCGGACAUGCAUGCAAAAUAUAUAGCGUUUAUGAGGGAAUAUGAGGCCCUUGGCCAUAUGGAAAGAGUUGUUCAGCCAGUUGUUCAAUCCGGAUGCUAUUAUAUUCCCCACCAUGCUGUAUUGGGAAAAUUUAGAGUGGUGUUCAAUGCAUCCGCUCCUACCUAUAACGGGCUUUCGCUUAACGAUAUCCAACUGGUCGGAUUCCCCAUUCAAGAUUCGUUAAUCAACAUUAUCCUCCGCUUCCGACGCUAUGCUAUUGCGAUCACAGCCGAUGUGGAGAAGAUGUUUCGCCAGGUUCUCGUGGCACCGCAAGAAAGAGACUUUCAGCGUAUACUUUGGCGUGAAUCUCCAUCAGAGGAAGUAAUUACUUACCGACUGUCUACUGUCACGUAUGGCAUGGCAUGCAGUCCUCAUAAUGCGAUAAGGGCUAUGCAUCAGUGUGCGUACGACAGCUUCGACAAGAUUCACAAUCGCAAUAUGGGCAUCCAAGCGCGAGAAUCCAUUCUCUCAUCAUUCUACGUGGAUGAUUUCCUCACCAGUUGUAGCACCGUCGAAAGUGCUAUCACUGUAGCAACAAAUAUCGACACCAUAUUGAGAGCUGGAGGCUUUAAGUUAAGAAAGUGGAAUUCUAAUGACGCCGCCGUAUUGAUUCCAUUAGGGAAGGGCUUAUCACCUACGGAAUGCCCUAUUGAUGCAUCAAUUGCCUCUGUGCUAGGUUUGCGAUGGAGUCCAGUCGACGACAUCCUGCUGUUCAACGUGGAUCUCAAGCAACCCGGCGGUAUAUACACAAAGCGCAGUGUGCUCGGCGAGGUGGCGAAGCUGUUUGACCCAACAGGAUUCUUGUCACCCGUAGUGGUGAUGACCACGGACUGUUACGAGUUGGAGGCCGCAUUUCGAAAUCUGCGUUAA